Gastrolobium bilobum is the source of this 3018-nucleotide messenger RNA. Its product is annotated as multiple C2 domain and transmembrane region protein 14. Bases 1 to 3018 code for a protein of 1005 amino acids. The transcript has a single exon. The record is from RefSeq and is a predicted model, not a curated record. Lineage: Eukaryota; Viridiplantae; Streptophyta; Magnoliopsida; Fabales; Fabaceae.
AUGGCGGAAGGUUCUGGAAGGAAGCUCAUCGUUGAGGUUUGCAGCGCCAAGAACUUGAUGCCGAAGGACGGUCAAGGAACCGCGAGUGCUUAUGCGAUUGUGGAUUUCGAUGGCCAGAGACGGCGAACCAAGACCAAGUCCAGAGAUCUCAAUCCUCAAUGGGAUGAGAGGCUCGAGUUCAUGGUCCACGACAAAGAUUCCAUGGCUUCGGAAACCCUAGAGGUCAAUCUCUACAACGAUAAGAAGACUGGGAAGCGAAGCACCUUUCUUGGUAAAGUGAAAGUAUCAGGAAGCACGUUUGUGAAGUGCGGUUCCGAAGCGAUUGUGUACUAUCCGUUGGAGAAAAGGAGCGUGUUCUCUCAGAUCAAAGGAGAGCUUGGACUCAAAGUUUGUUACGUAGAUGAAGAUCCACCGGCCACCGAGGCCGCCGGUGAGCAGAAGACAGAGGCGCCGCCGCCGCCGGCAGAGGAGAAGCCACCGGAGAAUUCAAAGGACGGAGAGAAGAAGGAAGAUAAAGUAGAAGAGAAGAAAGAAGAGGAAAAGAAGGAUGAUGAGAAUAAACCUAAAGAAGAAUCGAAAGAAUCGAAAGAAGAAGAGAAGUCAUCCACUGAUAAUGCAAAACCAAAGGAGGAGGCUCCGGCUGAGGCUGCGGUGGCGCCGCCAGGUCCACCGGCGGAGGUAGAGAAUCCUCCAAUUGCUCAGACGGAGAAGCCAAAACAGCUGAAGGCAAAGCAUGGCGAGAUACAAAAGCGUGCUGAUUUCAACGUAAGCGACAGCGAACUCAGAUCUCUGAGUAGCGAUCGAAGUCGCAGUGCUUAUGAUCUCGUGGAUCGCAUGGCGUUUCUCUAUGUUCGCGUUGUGAAGGCCAAGCGAGCAAAAUCAGAACCAGGUUCAACGGCUUUCUCAAAGCUAGUGAUCGGAACUCACAGUGUUAAGACGAAAAGCGAAAGCGAAAAUAAAGAUUGGGAUCAGGUUUUUGCCUUUGACAAAGAAGGUCUCAAUUCGACGUCGUUGGAGGUUUCAGUAUGGUCAGAGGAUAAGAAAGAAGGAGAACAGAGCACUGAAACUUCCCUCGGUACGGUGUCGUUUGAUUUGCAGGAGGUACCUAAGAGAGUUCCACCAGAUAGUUCUCUUGCUCCACAGUGGUACACUUUAGAAUCUGAUAGCUCGCCGGGAAAUGACGUCAUGCUCGCCGUGUGGAUCGGAACUCAGGCUGACGAAGCGUUUCAGGAGGCUUGGCAGUCAGAUUCCGGGGGGUUGAUACCGGAGACAAGAGCCAAGGUGUAUCUCUCUCCGAAGCUUUGGUAUCUGAGGCUAACGGUCAUCCAAACCCAGGACUUGCAACUAGGUUCGGUAUCCGAGCCUAAGGUAAGGAAUCCUGAGCUUUAUGUUAAGGCUCAGCUCGGCGCGCAAGUUUUCAAGACAGGAAGAGCCUCAGUAGGCUCGGCUAACCCAACAUGGAACGAGGACCUCAUAUUCGUAGCAGCUGAGCCGUUUGAGCCGUUUCUAGUAGUAACAGUGGAGGACGUGUCAAAUUAUAAAUCCGUGGGCCACGCUAAAAUCCACGUGGCGUCCAUCGAGAGGAGAACAGACGAUCGAACGGAUCUAAAGUCAAGAUGGUUCAACCUAUCCGGUGAAGACGAGAACCAUUCAUACACAGGUAGAAUCCACGUUCGAGUUUGCUUGGAAGGUGGGUAUCACGUGAUAGACGAAGCCGCUCACGUGACAAGUGACGUCAGAGCUGCGGCCAAACAACUCACCAAGCCUCCAAUCGGUUUACUCGAGGUUGGGAUUCGGAGUGCCACCAACCUUCUUCCCGUGAAGACCAAGGAUGGGACACGUGGCACCACCGAUGCCUACGUGGUUGCCAAAUACGGACCCAAAUGGAUCCGAACCCGAACCAUCGUGGACCGGUUCAACCCGAGAUGGAACGAACAGUACACGUGGGAUGUAUACGACCCUUGCACGGUGCUCACCAUUGGCGUUUUCGAUAACGGAAGAUACAAGCGCGGGGAAGAAGGAAAACCCUACAACAGAGACGUUAGAAUGGGGAAAAUUCGUGUGCGGUUGUCCACACUGGACACCAACCGGGUGUACGUAAAUUCGUACUCCUUAACUGUCUUGCUGCCAUGUGGCGCCAGGAAAAUGGGGGAGAUAGAGAUUGCAGUGAGAUUUUCAUGCUCCUCGUGGUUGAGUCUAAUGCAGGCCUAUGCAAGCCCAAUUCUACCAAGAAUGCACUGCGUUCGUCCAUUCGGCCCGGCCCAACAAGAUAUUUUACGUCAAACGGCUAUGAGGAUAGUGACGGCUCGGCUCGCAAGGUCUGAACCGCCUUUGGGUCAGGAAGUGGUUCAGUUCAUGCUGGACUCUGACACGCACGUGUGGAGCAUGCGGCGGAGCAAGGCGAACUGGUUCAGGGUGGUGGGGUGUUUGUCACGUGCGACGACGCUAUUGCGUUGGAUGGAUGGGAUUCGCACGUGGGCGCACCCUCCCACGACGAUUUUGAUGCACGUGUUUCUCGUGGCGAUUGUGCUGUGUCCAUAUCUUGUGCUCCCAACGGUGUUCAUGUACGUGUUCUUGAUUUUACUGUUGAGAUUCCGUUACCGACAGAGGGUCCCACAAAACAUGGAUCCGAGGAUGUCUUACGUGGACAUGGUGAGCCUCGACGAGCUGGACGAGGAGUUCGAUGGGUUUCCGACAACACGGUCGGCGGAGCAGGUCCGGAUUAGGUAUGAUAGGGUGCGCGCGCUUGCGGGGAGGGCGCAGACCCUGCUUGGUGACGUGGCAGCGCAGGGAGAGCGCUUGGAAGCACUGUUUAGUUGGCGGGACCCACGGGCUACUGGGAUAUUUGCGAUGCUGUCUUUGGUGGCGUCGUUGGUAUUCUAUGCUGUGCCGUUUAAGGGAUUUGUGUUGGGGGCUGGGUUCUAUUACCUGCGCCACCCGAGAUUCAGGAACGACAUGCCGUCCAUUCCGGCAAACUUUUUCCGGCGACUUCCGUCGUUUUCUGAUCAGAUUAUGUGA